AUGACACGUCCAGUUAUAUCUUUGAAACCUAGCUACAACUCAAUUAUCAGGGGCUGUCCUGGCUUGCCAGAAACAUUGCCCAGGCUGGAAUGUGAACUGAGGAUACGAUCCAGUGAUGGUAGAGAAUUUAGUAUCGAGAGUAUAGAAGUACGGUUGAAGACUACUGAAACAUUGCACAAUUCUGGCCAUAGUUUCACUCCAAGACCAAAGCUUGAGAAAUCUGUUCUACACUAUAAAAAGAACAUCAAAGUAUCUGACAAAAAGCUCAUUGGGAUUGAUAUACCACUCACGAUUGCUGUUCCAGACGACAUCAAGGAAACAAAUCAUAAUCCUCGAUUUGGACACAGCUACACUACUUUCGAGUGCCGCGCGAACUAUUUUACUGACGCCAGUAAUGUUUUAUUAGAAACCUUCACAGCGGUGGUUAACGUGGAUCGGUACGACCUGAUAGCUUCUCCAAAUCAUUUCCAGACACUCAACCGCAUGUAUCAUUCGCCAGACAAAAAACUGCAGGUCAAAUACGACGUAAAAAACCCAUGCGUCUCGACUGAUGAUCUACUACAUUUGAAACUUGACAUUGUUCCAAAUCUAUCUUCUAGCACCUUCAAGGCUAGCCCGGGACAUUUCACUAGAAAGAUGAGAUUGAAAUCUGUCACGUUCGAGAUCAAAGAAUACCUCGAGACAUUUGACUCUCAUCACGAUUCGAGAGAGAACAUUAUUUACACUGUCGUCAGACCUUUCAACGAAGUGGUACCUAAAUCCGGAAUCCAGUUUGAAGCUGACGUUCGAGUUUUGACAAAGAAUUUACAGUUUAGACAAUAUGAGAUGUCUCUCAAUGAGCCUGCUGUGCUAUUCCGCCUGCCAGAGCACCCACCUGCGCUGAAUGAGUCACCCCCAGAGACGGUACUGCUGAAAGACAAAAAGGAUUUGGAGCCGUUCAAUUACCAUAGUUCAAUCACCACUAGAGGACGACUGUUUUCAGUAACACACGGCGUCACGAUUAAGUUCAAAGUUGGGAACGCCAAAGACUUCGAAAUCCACCAACCAAUUGACAUAUCUCCAUGGGUCAGAACUCAAAUGAAACACAUAGAAAAUGCUAUAGUCAGGGAAACCGGUGUGGCAACAGAUGCCAGAGCAUUUUACGACUCUUUUGGUGGAAUAAAGAGACGCAAAAGCACCGGAGAGCUGGAAUACCCACCGCUACCACCAAUUGUUUAUUCUUUCGAUAGCCAGACUUUGAAAAGUGUAGGAAUCAACUACGAUACAACAUUCAAGACCGCCAAGAGAGUGCUGAUGAUUGAGUAG
Molecule: messenger RNA, 1305 nt
Organism: Lachancea lanzarotensis
Lineage: Eukaryota; Fungi; Ascomycota; Saccharomycetes; Saccharomycetales; Saccharomycetaceae
Gene: RGL1
Product: LALA0S04e03708g1_1
Exons: 2
Coding region: 1-1305 (434 amino acids)
Biological process (GO): division septum assembly
Cellular component (GO): division septum
Source: RefSeq, a predicted model, not a curated record